Penicillium atrosanguineum is the source of this 1245-nucleotide messenger RNA. RefSeq names its product TVP38/TMEM64 family protein. The transcript has 3 exons. Gene Ontology annotation, cellular component: Golgi membrane. Bases 1 to 1245 code for a protein of 414 amino acids. Gene Ontology annotation, biological process: vesicle-mediated transport; mitotic spindle elongation. The record is from RefSeq and is a predicted model, not a curated record. Lineage: Eukaryota; Fungi; Ascomycota; Eurotiomycetes; Eurotiales; Aspergillaceae.
AUGCCCGCGGACUAUGAGUCCACGGCACGGGCAUUGGCGCUGUCUACCUCGCCGCCCGAGCCGUUACUCGAAUCCCCUGGCAGUGAUGGUCAGUCGCCGGUCUGGAAUCGCUCGGGUAGGCGGGACUCCGCCAGGUCUGCCCGUCCGGCAACCACCAUGCGCGACAGACUCGUCGACCGCGGCAAAGACAUAUAUCGAAAGGCGCUUGCCCGAUGGGAGGGUAUGACCUUGUGGCAGAAGAUUGGGUUCUAUGCUGCCUCUAUCUUGACGGGUGCUGUGGGCAUCGCGUUCCUGGUCUUGUCGGCCAAGGUGUUCAUUUGGAUUGGCCCCGUCGCUGAAAAGUGGGAGCGCUCUCCACUGGUCGCAUUCGUAUUAUGGCUCUGUGUAUUCUUCGUCUCAUUUCCGCCGCUGGUAGGAUGGUCGACCUUUGGAACCGUGGCGGGCUUCAUUUUUGGCGUGUGGAAGGGAUGGUUGAUCUAUGCCACCGCAACUAUCCUCGGCUCUACUGCCUCAUUCUAUGUUUCGCGAACGGUGCUAUCGGGGUUUGUCAAGCGUCUGAUGGAACACGACAAACGGUUCGCCGCGCUUUCACUCACUUUGAAGUAUGACGGGUUGAAACUCCUCUGCAUGAUCCGUCUCUGUCCAUUGCCCUACUCCAUAUGCAACGGCGCCGUCUCUACAUUCCCUACAGUUCAGCCCUUGAUGUACGGGCUGGCGACCGCGAUCAUCUCCCCUAAGCUAUUGGUCCCUGCGUUCAUUGGCAGCCGAGUGCGGCUUCUAUCUGAAAAGGGCGAGGAGAUGAGCGCAGGAUCCAAGGCUGUGAAUAUCAUUAGUAUUCUUGUGACUGUCAGUGUUGGAGUCGGUACCGGGUGGUAUAUUUAUCAAAGGACCUUGGCUCGUGCGAAAGAACUCGAAGCCAAGGAGCGCGCCAAUAUCCGGGAAUCUCUCCAAGCCGAUCAUGCAGCCCACCGGCCUCAUGGCAGAUUCUCCGAAGAUUAUGACGAGAACGAGGCUGCGACGAUGUUAGCCCGGGAUGAAGAGGAGCGUAUUGGGUUCGACGACCUGGAUGACGAUAAUGUCGACCUUGAACUCGGAGACGAAGAAAGCGACAGCGACCGCUCCGAGCGAUGGAAGAAGAAGAACCGGAGAUCCUACCAUGAUGAAUUCACGGAUAAUGACUCGGAUGAUUACCCUGGCGAGGAUGAGACAUACGGGCUACAUAGCCAUGUUGGGCGAGAGGCCUAA